AUGGCCGCCAGCAUCGCUUCCAGCCCGAUGAGCCUCCCCGUCGGCGACCGUCGGCCGUCGCUGACCCUCUUCCAAGGACAGCGGCCUCCGACAGGGCACCGGCGGUUCUUCUCUGCUAAAGCCGCGCCGAACAUGUCGUCGCAGCGCCGUCCUCGUCGUUCUUGCCAUGUCGUCGCCUCGGUGGCCACAACCGACCGCCCGGCCCCCCUGGCCGGGGACGUGGACCGCGGCUCUCAGCCGGCGGAGACGUCCGGGCGCUCCGACGACGACGGGCAACUGCCCGCGCGGUGGCGGGAGAUCCAGGGCAGCGACCACUGGGAGGGCCUGCUGGACCCCAUCGACGCCGUGCUCCGCGGGGAGCUCAUCCGUUACGGCGAGUUCGCGCAGGCCUGCUACGACAGCUUCGACUACGACCGCUUCUCCCCUUACUGCGGCAGCUGUAGGUUCCCGGCCAAGACCUUCUUCCAGGACGCCGGCCUCGGCGGCGCUGGUUAUGAGGUCAGCCGUUACCUCUACGCCACCUGCAACGACCUCAAGCUCCACAACUUCGGGGGCCGGAAGCACAGGUCCGCCGCCGGCGACAAGCUGUGGAGCGAGAUGGGCACGUUCAUCGGCUACGUGGCCGUGUCGACCGACGAGGAGACGGCGCGGCUCGGCCGCCGGGACAUCGUCGUGUCGUGGCGCGGCACCGUCACCCGGCUCGAGUGGGUGGCCGACCUGACGGCCAACCAGAAGCGUCUGAGCGAGAUGGGCGUCCCGUGCCCGGACCCCGAUGUGAAGGUGGAGAUGGGGUUCGCGGAGCUGUACACGGGCAAGGACGCGGCGUGCCGUUUCUGCAGGUACUCGGCGCGGGAGCAGGCGCUCGCCGAGGUGCGCAAGCAGGUGGAGCUGUACCACGGCAGGGGCGAGCAGGUGAGCGUGACGGUCACCGGCCACAGCCUGGGCAGCGCGCUGACGAUGCUCAACGCCUUCGACAUCGCGGAGACGGGCGCGAACGCGUCGCCGGACCACGGCAGGAAGGCGCCGGUCUGCGUGUUCUCCUUCGCGGGGCCGCGCGUCGGUAACCUCAGGUUCCGGGAGCGGUUCGAGCGGGAGCUCGGCGUGCGGGCGCUGCGCGUCGUCAACGUGCACGACGGCGUGCCCAAGGUGCCCGGCGUGUUCUUCAACGAGGCGGCGUUCCCGGAGGCGGUGCUCCGGGCGGUGGACGGGCUGGGCGCCGGCGGCGUGUACACGCACCUGGGCGUGCCUCUGGCGCUGGACCACAAGGUGUCGCCGUUCCUCAAGGAGACCAUGGACAUCUCGUGCUACCACAACCUGGAGGCGCACCUGCACCUGCUGGACGGCUUCCGUGGCUCCGGCGAGGGGUUCCAGCUCCGCGGGAGAGACCCCGCGCUGGUGAACAAGUCGGCCGAUUUCCUCCGCGACGAGCACAUGGUGCCGCCCGUGUGGUACCAGGCGGAGAACAAGGGCAUGGUCAGGACGGAGGACGGACGGUGGGUGCUGCCGCCGCGCCAUAGGGACAUCGACGAGCACCCGGAUGACACUGACCAUCACCUCCAGCAGCUCGGUCUCACCGCAUCAACCUAG
Messenger RNA from Miscanthus lutarioriparius, 1587 nucleotides. NCBI's taxonomy places the organism in Eukaryota, Viridiplantae, Streptophyta, Magnoliopsida, Poales, Poaceae. The record is from the annotation of a GenBank genome assembly.